Messenger RNA from Xyrauchen texanus (razorback sucker), 1381 nucleotides. RefSeq names its product neurotrimin-like. NCBI's taxonomy places the organism in Eukaryota, Metazoa, Chordata, Actinopteri, Cypriniformes, Catostomidae. The record is from RefSeq and is a predicted model, not a curated record. The transcript has 3 exons. The coding region runs from base 119 to 991 and encodes 290 amino acids.
AUCGACUUUUCAUUUAUUGUUUUAUAGAAUAAUAGAUUCAUUUAAUAAAUAUCGAUUGAUUGUGAUGUCAUUUGUAAAUAACGUUUCAUGUUAAUCUCAUGUCAUUAUUGUCUGUUUUAUGAUCGUAGAGGUUGCUAUGGUGACGUUCAUCAGAAUGUUUCUUCCUCUGAUCUUACUGGUCAUGACUGCGGGUGUUGAUGUUCAGCAGAAUUGGGGAGUGAAUUACAGCCCUUCAUAUGUUUGUGUAUUAAGAGGCGCAUCAGUGAAAAUGUCCUGUACUAUAAAACAUCCUUCUGAUCAUGAGGUCAAAACAGUCUUCUGGACCAAAACUGCCUUUGCAUCUGUUGGAGAACCACCUGACCUGUGUUCAGACCCAGAAUACAGAGGAAGAGUUCAGUGUUUGAGUGAAAAUAAAGACACUUACAGCAUCACUUUGAGUAAUGUAGCACAAGCUGAUAAACACAUCUACUACUGCAGAUUUACAUCAAACAGAGGAGAUGGAAAAUGGACAGGGAUUCCUGGAGUUCAGCUCGACGUCACAGACCUCCAGGUGGAGACACAGCAGAGAGUGAAUGAGGGAGAUUCAGUCACUCUGACAUGUAAAAGCACCUGCAGUCUGACUGAAGAAACAACAUUCAUCUGGUCCAGAAACACACAGACAGUCACUAAAGGAAGAGUUACAGUGAAUCAGCUCCAGCUGCAGUCAGUCAGACGUGAUGAUACAGGAGAUUAUAGAUGUGCUGUGAGAGGAAAAGAACAUCUGUCCUCUCCUGAAGUUUAUCUUGAUGUAACAUGUGAGAACACACUGAUCCAUAUUGAUGAAUGCAUCAAGAAUCUGAAUUUAGAGACACUUUUAUUUAUCUUGAGUUUGCAGAGUUACAGCAUCUCCAACUUUAAUUCCAGUCACAGUGGACGGUUUUACUGUGAGGCUCAGAAUGAACAUGGAUCUCAGAGAUCAGCUGCUCUAUCAGUCUCUGUUGCAGGUGUUUAGUUGAACUAGUUCCCCUUCUGUCGCUCUCUCCACGUUGUGUUGGAGAAGCGACACUAGGGGUCUCUCUUGAGCGCUGAUAUUCACCUCUGAUUUAUGAAAAAAGGCCAAUGAGAGUUGGCAGCCAGUAUUUGCAUGUCCCGCCCCCGGACAUACGGGUAUUUAAGCGGCGCAAAUACGGGAGUUCAUUCAGAAAAUUUCUUCGGAGCCGAUGGUCUGUCUGCAGUUUGCUGCGAGUUACACACCACAUUAAAACGUUCCUGUUUCCUCUGACGAUCUGCAUGCUGUUGGAUCUUGACGGCGCACAACAGCGGCUUUCUCCUUUACAUUGCACGGCAUGCAUUGCUGCCCCUGAGCGCUUCGACAGCGCAGACACACACACACACUGUGUAU